Molecule: messenger RNA, 5656 nt
Organism: Zingiber officinale
Lineage: Eukaryota; Viridiplantae; Streptophyta; Magnoliopsida; Zingiberales; Zingiberaceae
Product: protein SCAR2-like
Exons: 10
Coding region: 206-5362 (1718 amino acids)
Biological process (GO): positive regulation of Arp2/3 complex-mediated actin nucleation; actin cytoskeleton organization
Cellular component (GO): cytoskeleton
Molecular function (GO): protein kinase A regulatory subunit binding; Arp2/3 complex binding
Source: RefSeq, a predicted model, not a curated record
CCCCAAAAAAUGCAAAAGGAGAAAAAUAAUUAAAUCUGUCUCUCUCUCUCUCUCUCUCUCUCUCUCUGCUCCUGUGAGAGGGAAGCGAAGUUCGGCAAUAGCGGAGGAGCUUCAAAGGCGGUGAGUCUACCGGCAAGGCAAGGCAGGAUUUUGAGAUCUCGGCUUACUGUUAACCUUGAUCUGUUCGUGCUGGUGUUCCGGCGAGAUGCCGACGAUUCGGUACCAGAUAAGGAACGAGUACGGGCUGGCGGAUCCGGAACUCCACCGGGCCGCGGACAAGGAUGAUCCCGAGGCCAUCCUCGAAGGGGUUGCCAUGGCUGGACUCGCCGGCGUUCUUCGGCAGCUCGGAGAUCUCGCAGAGUUUGCUGCAGAAAUAUUCCGUGAUUUGCAUGAAGAAGUUAUGGGUACUGCUGCUAGAGGGCAUGGGCUGAUACUUCGAGUCCAGCAACUUGAGGCAGAUUUCCCAUCCUUUGAAAAGGCUAUUUUCUCUCAGACUAAUCAUUCAGGGCAUUCAUACAAUGACGGUAUUGAUUGGCACUCUAACUUUCAUCUGGAUCAGAACUUGGUCACUCAAGGGGAUAUGCCACGUUUUGUUAUGGAUUCAUAUGAAGAAUGCCGUGAGCCACCUCGGUUAUUCACACUAGAUAAGUUUGAUACUGCUGGUGCAGGAGCAUGUUUGAAGAGGUACUCAGAUCCAUCUUUCUUUAAAACAGAAUUAACUUCCUCUGGCUUUAUGGAAGCAGAUAAAUUAAGAGAGAGAAAAUCUCGGAGGAUUAGGAAAAAGGGAUCACGUAUCAAGAAUGGCCAUACCCUAGAGUCUUUAUUGUCACCGCGGGCAAAUUCCGACUCACAGCCAGCAAUUUCGGAUCAGGUUGCUGAUAAGUCUGCUACAAGAUUUGUGAGGUUGAAAUUAAGGAACUUGGAUGAUACUAAUGGAAGCAAAGGGUGCGGCUCAAGGAAGCAUCUUCUUCAACUACAUUUGGAUAUACAGAAAAUUGCUUUUGACAGUUCUCAAAGUUCUUCAACUUUAAGUCCAGGUCUAAUUGAUUCAAGUGUGCCAACUUCUCUAACACAUGAUACAGCUAGGAAUAUGUCAGAAAAUGAUUCUCUAGUAAGAGAUUCAAGUCCUACGAUGAAUGGUUAUGAAGAGUUGACUAGGGCAACAACAUAUGAACUAGGUGACUGGAAGACGGAAACUAAAAAAUUUUCAGAAUCAGCAGAUGAGCCAAUUGUGGGUGUUCCCAAUACAGGGAGAGGAUAUAAUCUGGUGGAGAGUAUGGAAAACUCUGCUGAUUCCGAAAUUAAUUCAGAAGGCAGUGCCUACGACAAUGAACUUAAUGAUAUAGUGAGAAACACAUCUCAGAGGGUGGAAGAUCAUAAGUUAGUGAGGGCAGAACUUCAGUUAGAAGGCAGUACUGAUGGCUACAGGACUGAAGACAUCGGUAGUGAACCAGAAAAUUUCAUGGAUGCGCCCAACAGCAUGGAAUCUGAAGUUGAAACAGAUUCUGAAAAUAAAGGGAGACCAGAUAUUGGUUCUUUGAAAACUGAAGGUCAAGAAAUGGACACUGACGCUAGUCAAAGAUUAGAGGAGCUGGACUCUCAAACUUCAGAACUCAAUAAUACUGGGCCAGAACGAUCUAACAAUAUGUCAAACAGUGGAAUGACAAGUAAUAUUAACAGCCUAGAUGAAGUACUAACGAAUCAAGAAGCAGAGAAAACCCAAGAGCCCAGUUUGCUACAUGGGGAGGUUGCUAACUCAGCUGAUUUAGUCUCUAAUGGAGGCAGCAAUAUGGAGACAUUUGAAGAUCCCAUGUUAAAACCAGAAGAAAUCAUAAAUGAACACUUGGAUUCUUAUGACCCUGCUUCUGAUUUAUUAAAUGUUAAUCCUGGAGAAAUUUCUGCACGUUGUUUAAUUCCUGGUAACAAUAAUACCUCAGCCAGAAAUGACAUCCAAUUAGACAAUGGUCCACCUUGUUCAAAUCUAUGUCUACUUGAGAAAACUCUUCCAGAAGAUCAUGUGAAUGAAGACAUACAUAUGGUUGACCAUUUCUCUUGUCCGUUAAUUCGAAACACUUUGGCGGAAGACCUUGAGAGUGAAGUUCCAUUCUCUAUGAUUGUGGCCUCAACAGAAGAGAUGCAAGUUCCAGUGGAUCAAGAAAUAAAAAAUUGUAUCUCUAAAGAAGAUGCAGAUGCAGCUAGCAGUUCAGUUGGAAUAAGCAUCUCAAUGGUCGCCUCAGAAUUUGCCCCUGACAUCAGUAUGGACGAUUUAAAGCAUGGUGAAUUAAUAACAGAUGUGAACAACUGUCAGCAUCCUGAAGAACUACCAAGUGAAACAUCUUUUUGUGCAAAAGGAACUGAUGGUGUAGCACAAUACCAUACCACUGGAAACUCUAAUUUGGGAUGUGACUCUGUGCUGCUACUUUCUGAAGAGAUGGCAUCCAAUCUUGACUCGUCUGUUGAUAAAACAAAGCAGGCAAGCAUUCUUCCAAAAGAUUUUGUUCCGUAUGAUGAAGUUACUGAUGAUAAAGCAAAGCAAGCAAACAUUGUUCCAAAAGAUUUUGUUCUGUAUGAUGAAGUUUCUGAUGAUAAAACAAAGCAGGCAAGCAUUGUUCCAAAACAUUUUGUUUCGUAUGAUGAAGUUCCCCUUCAGGCCUCAACUACAAACAUAGGAAAGUCACCAGGGACAAUGAAUCAAUAUGCAGAAACAUGCCCAUCUGAAAGCCUACCAGUUCCAGCUCAUGUUAUUUCCGCCAUCAGCGAUGCAGAUUAUGCAACAGAAAUGGAAUCUGUGGUUGCAGUCAAAAAUCUAGAAGCUAGCUCUGAGAAUGGUGAUGAUGGUGCAAAAAGAAUUUUUUCAAUGCCAAUAAUAUUACAACCCCAGUUUGAAUAUUUUUCUGGUUCAGAGGAAUCUCUGGAAUCUCCAAAGAUGAACUUUGCAGAGGAAUCCCAAGAGUCCUUCAAGGUGAACCAUGAAGAGAAGGCACCUUUAUGUUCUGCUGGUGAAGCAUUUUCUGAGGAUGUCAGUAAUUCCACCAUGCUUGAUGAUAACUUUGAAUUCUCAAAUGAGUUUUACCGAGGCAGCUCACAGAAUGUUGUUGAAGUGCCUGAACAAAAUACUGAUCAUGAAAGUUUGACAGAAGAAACUUUUGCAUCCAAAGAUAAAGAUAAUAACAAAAAACUAAACUUGGCACAUAAUGAAGAAGCAUUAGACCAGCAUCUGCAUUUAGAAGAAAGUGAAGAUCUUGCAACCUUGUAUGGGCAUCAGCCUAUAAUUUAUGAAUUUGAUUCUUUGAAUACAGUGGAAUUAGAAUCUCAAAGAACUCUCAACAUGGAAGAUUCUCCAGCAUUAGAACAAUCAUCACUAGACCCAGCUGCCUCAUGCUUUGAUUUGCCUGUGAAUAAUUCAUCUAAUGCAAAUGAUAGUGGGCUACGUGGUGAUAUUCAUGAAACAAUGCCAGCUGGGCAUGUGAAAGCAUAUCCUGUUCUUAAAGAGACAUAUCUAAAUUAUCCUACACAAAGAGAACAUACUGAUUCAAUAUGUUUAGCACAAGGUGAACUUGAAAGCACACAAGGAGAUAUGUCUCUGCCAACCUACUUAAUCUUUGAUUUUGCAAGUUCAGCUGAAGAAGCUUCUAUGAUACCAACUAGCAAUGAAGAUAUCUCUACCUUGCACACUAGCAAUGGAGAUGUUACCUUGCAAGCCAGCAAUGGAAAUGCCUCUACCUUACAAUCUGGCAAUGAAGAAGUAUCUCCUGGACAAGCUAUCAAAGAAAUUGUCUCUGCCUCGCAAGCUAGCAAUGAAGAAAUCUCUAGCUCACAAAUUAGCAACCAAGAACUCUAUUACUUGCAAGAUAGAAAUGAAGAACUCUUUGAAGCUAGCAAUCAUGAUGUUUCUACCUUACAAGCUAGCAGUGAAGAAGUAUCUGCCUCACAAGCUAACAAAGAAGUUGUAUCUACCUCACAAGUUAGUAAUGAAGAAGUUUUGCCUUUACAAGUUUGCAAUGAAGAAUUCUCUACCUUACAAGCUAUACAUGAAGAUUACUCCACCUUAGAAGCUAGAAAUCAAGAAGCCCUUACGUUACAAACUAGCAAUGAAUCAGGAUUCUUACAUCAAAAAGGUGAAUGUGUUGAACUUGAAAUUCCAAUUGACUAUAAUGGGUUGGAAGAUAAACCAUUAGAAGGACCUGAACCAAAUUAUCACGCCUUAACCAACAAUGUGUUACUCAAAAUGCCAACAUCAUAUUCUUGCUUUCCUUCACAGAAUUAUGAACCGCCACCACCAUUGCCCCCACUUCCACCUCUUGAAUGGAGAUCUCGGAAGUUGUCGUCUCUAUUGCCCAACCAAAAUUCAAUUCAAGCUUUGCCUGGGGAAAACCUGUUUAUGCCAUCAUCAGACAGCACUCCAACAAAUUCACAUAUCACAUCACCAAUCAGUUUGUCUCAACUACCACCAAUUGUUGCUGAUUACAGCAAUCAACCUGAUUUCCUGUCUUCAACAAGGUGCAUUGCCGAUUCAUCACUGUUGUCUUCAUCCAUAUCGUCAUCUUUGGAAUAUGAGAAGAAUCAACAUGCUUCUGAUGUGGAUGAAGCAAUAAAGUUACCACUGGAAGAUUCAUUUUUUAUAUCAGAGAGUCAAUUGUUUCAGAAUUCCAUGUUGCAGAAAGAUAUAAUUCAGCCUCUGAUGGAGAAAAGAUCAGAGAUUGGUGAAUUUUUGCCAGUUUUUGGAUCAGAGAAAUCUCAGUAUUCUGAGGAUAGACAUCUACAUUUGGAGAACAUGGUUCAGUCUCAAAACCCUUUCUUGUUCAAUGCUGGCAUCAUGGAUGAGAGCCAUAGUAUUCUGUCACUCUCUUCAGGACUGGGCAUGCCCCAACAUGGUUAUGUAUAUUCUUUGGAAAGGAACCAACCAACUCUAUUUGCUGUUGUACCUACCAACGAAGGUGAAACGAUUGGUAUUAACCCUCGUUCCAUACGGAAUCGCCCUAGAAAUCCAUUGAUUGAUGCUGUUGUUGCGCAUGAUAGAAGCAAGUUGAGAAAGGUGCCAGAGGUUGCUAGCCCUUCUGAUGAGCCAAAGUCAGAUCAAAUGGAUACAUUGCUGGAGUCCAAUAUUUUGCAGUUGAGGAAGGUAUCAGAGCUCGCUAGGCCUUCUGACAAACCUAAAGCAGAGGAGAAGGAUGCAUUACUAGAGCAGAUAAGAAACAAGUCAUACAACCUGAAGCCAGCGACUGUUCUCUCGAAGCCAAACAACAAGAGCCAUUCGACGAACAUUAGAGUUGCCGCCAUCUUGGAGAAAGCAAAUGCAGUCCGGCAGGCAAUGGCAGGAAGCGAUGAAGAGGAUGGUGAAGAUAAUUGGAGCGACUGCUGAAUGCAAAUUACUUUGUGCUUAAAUUCAAAGCUGUCCCAAGUCUGCUUUCCCAAAGAAGGUUCCGCUGACAGGAAAGCUACUUGUUAAUCUAAGCAGUGUACAGUAGUGUCUCCUCUGCCUCUUCUUUUUCAUUCCUUGUUCAAUAUGUAUUCUAUUAAUAUAAUUAGCUUCUCUUAUAGCAGUUAAAGCUCUACCUAGGAGCAAGCAAAUAGAAUCAUGGCGGAUAUCUAUUUGAUUGUAACAUGUAACAUAUAUAUCCAGAGUAAUAUCAUGUAGAGGAAGCAUGUUUUCCUU